CCCCGGAGCCCGGCCCGGCCCCGCCCGCUCGGGCCCCCGCCGGCCGAGGCCGCGGGGCGGGGGCGGGGACGACCAACUUGGGGCGCGACGCAGCCCCGCUCUCGGGAGAGCGCCGAGCCCGGCAGCGCCACGGCCGCGGCCAGACGGCGGGAGCGGAGGCGGCGAGCGGCGCCCGCGCCGCAGCCCCGGCCUCGGCGGGAGCGCGAAUAUUUUUCAAACGACUCAAACUUUCCUCCUUUCCCCGCUUUCUGGGGUCUCUCUUGGUUGGAAUUGCUCUCCUGAUUCCCGCGGGGCGCCGGGGCGCGAUUCCUCCCCGGGGUUCCUCGGUGGCUCAGCUAACUUCGCGAACCCGGGGACCCGUGGCUCUCGCCCCUCGGCCGAGCCCAGCCCGCGCGGCGCCCCCGCUCAGGAGGGCCGGGGCUCCUUUGCCUCCGGGAGCGCGCCCAGCCAGGCCGCCCCUGGCUCGGGCCGUUGAGCCCCCAACACCCGCCGCAGGACUGGAGACAGCGGAUUAACCCGAGCGGAGCCCCGGCCUCCCUGCCCCCGCUCCGCGGAGGGGCGUCCCCUGGGCGGGGAAACGGCAAGUUUGUCAGUCGUCGGUGGCCUGUUGGAUCGAAGCGCCGCCGCCGCCGCCGCAGAGGGGUCCCUGGCGCCCAGCACCCCGGGCGGACAGCCCUGGGGACUUGGGGCGGUUCGGCCGCCGGGCUCCUCGGGCCGGGGCGCUGGCUGCUGCGCCGGGCGCUCCGAGGCACCCGGGGCCGGGCCAGCGCCCCCUGCGUCCCCACGCGGGCAGCGGCCCCGCCGGAGGAGAAACCCGGGUCGCCGCCGCCGCCGCCGCCUCCUUAGUCUCCUGGUUUCCGUCGCCGCCGCCGCCCCCUCCGUCGUCUCUCGGGGAAGGGGAAAACGCAGGGGGCAUCGCGGGGCCCUGGCGGAUGCGCCCCUCGCCGCCUCUCGGGCUGCGCCGCCUCGCGGGGAUGAAGCACCGACCGUGAAGAUGGAGGUGACCUGCCUUCUACUUCUGGCGCUGAUCCCCUUCCACUGCCGGGGACAAGGAGUCUACGCUCCAGCCCAAGCUCAGAUCGUACACGCCGGCCAGGCAUGUGUGGUGAAAGAGGACAACAUCAGCGAACGUGUCUAUACCAUCCGGGAGGGGGACACCCUCGUGCUGCAGUGCCUUGUCACCGGGCACCCUCGGCCCCAGGUGCGGUGGACCAAGACUGCGGGCAGCGCGUCUGACAAGUUCCAGGAGACGUCGGUGUUCAACGAGACUCUGCGCAUCGAGCGCAUCGCGCGCACCCAGGGCGGCCGCUACUACUGCAAGGCCGAGAACGGCGUGGGCGUGCCCGCAAUCAAGUCCAUCCGCGUGGACGUGCAGUACCUGGACGAGCCAGUGUUGACGGUGCACCAGACGGUGAGCGAUGUUCGAGGCAACUUCUACCAGGAGAAGACGGUGUUCCUGCGCUGCACUGUCAACUCCAACCCGCCAGCCCGCUUCAUCUGGAAGCGGGGCUCUGACACCCUGUCCCACAGCCAGGACAAUGGCGUCGACAUCUAUGAGCCUCUCUACACCCAGGGGGAGACCAAGGUCCUGAAACUGAAGAACCUGCGGCCCCAGGACUAUGCCAGCUACACCUGCCAGGUGUCUGUACGCAAUGUGUGCGGCAUCCCGGACAAGGCCAUCACCUUCCGGCUCACCAACACCACGGCACCACCAGCCCUGAAGCUGUCUGUGAACGAAACUCUGGUGGUGAACCCUGGGGAGAAUGUGACGGUGCAGUGUCUGCUGACAGGCGGUGAUCCCCUACCCCAGCUGCAGUGGUCCCAUGGGCCGGGCCCGCUGCCCCUGGGUGCUCUGGCCCAGGGUGGCACCCUCAGCAUCCCUUCAGUGCAGGCCCGGGACUCUGGCUACUACAACUGCACAGCCACCAACAAUGUGGGCAACCCUGCCAAGAAGACCGUCAACCUGCUGGUGCGAUCCAUGAAGAAUGCCACAUUCCAGAUCACCCCAGAUGUGAUCAAAGAGAGUGAGAACAUACAGCUGGGCCAGGACCUGAAGCUGUCGUGCCAUGUGGAUGCAGUGCCCCAGGAGAAGGUGACCUACCAGUGGUUCAAGAACGGCAAGCCGGCUCGCAUGUCCAAGAGGCUGCUGGUGACCCGAAAUGACCCUGAGUUGCCUGCCGUCACGAGCAGCCUAGAGCUCAUCGACCUGCAUUUCAGCGACUACGGCACCUACCUGUGCGUGGCAUCCUUCCCAGGGGCACCAGUGCCUGACUUGAGUGUCGAGGUCAACAUCUCCUCUGAGACAGUGCCACCUACCAUCAGUGUGCCCAAGGGCAGGGCCGUGGUGACUGUGCGCGAGGGCUCCCCGGCCGAGCUGCAGUGCGAGGUGCGGGGCAAGCCGCGGCCGCCCGUGCUCUGGUCUCGCGUGGACAAGGAGGCUGCGCUGCUGCCCUCGGGGCUGCCCCUGGAGGAGACCCCGGACGGCAAGCUGCGGCUGGAACGGGUGAGCCGCGACAUGAGUGGGACCUACCGCUGCCAGACGGCUCGCUAUAAUGGCUUCAACGUGCGCCCCCGCGAGGCCCAGGUGCAGCUGAACGUGCAGUUCCCGCCGGAGGUGGAGCCCAGCUCCCAGGAUGUGCGCCAGGCGCUGGGCCGGCCCGUGCUCCUGCGCUGCUCGCUGCUCCGAGGCAGUCCCCAGCGCAUCGCCUCGGCCCUGUGGCGCUUCAAAGGGCAGCUGCUGCCUCCGCCGCCCGCCGUCCCCGUCGCCGCUGAGGCCCCCGACCACUCCGAGCUGCGCCUCGACGCCGUCACCCGCGACAGUAGUGGCAGCUACGAGUGCAGCGUCUCCAACGACGUGGGCUCGGCGGCCUGCCUGUUCCAGGUCUCGGCCAAAGCCUACAGCCCGGAGUUUUACUUCGACACCCCCAACCCCACCCGCAGCCACAAGCUGUCCAAGAACUACUCCUACGUGCUGCAGUGGACCCAGAGGGAGCCUGACGCCGUCGACCCUGUACUCAACUACAGACUCAGUGUCCGCCAGUUGAAUCAGCACAACACUAUGGUGAAGGCCAUCCCGGUGCGGCGCGUGGAGAAGGGACAGCUGCUGGAGUACAUCCUGACUGACCUCCGCGUGCCCCACAGCUAUGAGGUCCGCCUUACGCCCUACACCACCUUCGGGGCUGGUGACAUGGCCUCCCGCAUCAUCCACUACACGGAGCCCAUCAACUCUCCCAACCUAUCAGACAACACCUGUCACUUUGAGGAUGAGAAAAUCUGUGGCUACACCCAGGACCUGACAGACAACUUUGACUGGACACGGCAGAACGCCCUCACCCAGAACCCCAAACGCUCUCCCAACACCGGUCCCCCCACUGACAUCAGCGGCACUCCAGAGGGCUACUACAUGUUCAUUGAGACGUCCAGGCCCCGGGAGCUGGGGGACCGUGCGCGGUUGGUGAGUCCCCUGUACAACGCCAGCGCCAAGUUCUACUGCGUCUCCUUCUUCUACCACAUGUACGGGAAGCACAUCGGCUCCCUCAACCUCCUGGUGCGGUCCCGGAAUAAAGAGGCCCUGGACACGCAUGCCUGGUCCCUCAGUGGCAAUAAGGGCAAUGUGUGGCAGCAGGCCCAUGUGCCCAUCAACCCCAGCGGGCCCUUCCAGAUUAUUUUUGAGGGGGUUCGAGGUUCAGGCUACCUGGGGGAUAUCGCCAUAGACGAUGUCACACUGAAGAAGGGGGAGUGUCCCCGGAAGCAGAUGGAUCCCAAUAAAGUGGUGGUGAUGCCGGGCAGUGGAGCCCCUCGCCGGCCCUGCCCGCAGCUCUGGGGGCCGAUGGCCAUCUUUCUCUUGGCGUUGCAGAGAUGAUGAGAGCUGUGUGGCCCCCCCCACCCCGCCCCCGGCACACCAAAGUGUCCACAUCGUACCAAAGACUGACCCCGCCAGUCGGGGUGCCCAGGGGCAGGGCUGGCCCGCCAGGAAGGGGGCCUGCGUUGGCUGCGAGGAUGAGCAGAAAACAAGGACAGAGGCCCGGCACUAAGGCCCUGGAGACAGUCGUUCGACAUACGCACACGCUCACACACCUACACUCACACACACAGAGAUAUAUUAAAGCACAAGUUUCUAUCCGACCUGCCAGCACCUUCUUUACUGCGGAGACAGGGGACUCGUCUGAAUGGCGUCUGCCACCCCAAGGACCUCGGCGCCACAUAGGCCUUGUCCUGGCUGUACCUGUGGUGUGUUUCUGCCCUUCCCGGUCCCUAACUCAAGGCUCAGCUCCAGCCAGUGGCUUUACCAGAGGGAGCCAGAAGGGGAGCAGACGUGGGAGCCCCACCCUUGGCCGGAUUCUGGGACUCCCUGGAAUAGGGGAGGCCAGGGUCAGAGGGCGCCAGGUGGGACUUUGUGAGCUCUGUGAGUGUCCCUGUGCAGGGGACGAUGAGGAAGGUGAGGCACCUGCUGCAUGCAGCUCUGCUCCUAGGGUGAGGGCUGGAAGGUGAGCCCUCAGGUCACCCAGAUCCCCUGACCUGUCCCUAGGAUGUCAUAUUCCCCCCUCACUGUGCCCCUUCCAAGGGACCCAGCACAAGGUCUUGGGCCUGGGCAGUCUGAAGACUGAUACCUUCCCCCGACCCCAUCCCACCCCAACCCUACCCUGCAGGCAGCUGGAUUCCUGAGAGCACAGUCCCUGUCCUGGUUGGCUGGCCUCGCCUCAGCCCCCAGCUGCAUCUCCGAGAAGCCAGGGGAGUAGUGGCCAGGCCAUUUUCUGGGGUGAGGCUUGACUUGAGAGGGGCAGAGGAGAAGGCCUGCUUUCUUGAUUUCACUCCCCCCUCAUAUGGGGCACUGAAUUUGGGAGUAGAGUGGAGCCUCCGUUUCUUAUAUACUUGGCAUAAAGGGACGCCCUAGAUAGGAGGGUGUGUGUAGGGGGGUGCCCUGCCCCCUCCACUGAAAAGCAUUCUUUAGUUGGCUGUUCUCUUCCCACCCUGGGUUAAUGAAGGAGGAGGGGUAUGUAGAGCUGGGGGUAGAGGGUGGGGCACUUGCUGGCCCCAUGUUCCCUGGGAGCUGAGCCACAUGCCCUGAGCUGUGAAAGGGCUCCCUGUCCUUGGGUCCUGGGCUGGGAGCCUGAGACGGGCAUGAUGGGGUCCAGACCUCUCCUCUUUAACAUCACCUCUGAGCCCCCCACCCAGCUCUCCAUGGGAGAGAGGAGGCCCAGCCCCUUCCAGGAUGAGUCUUCACGUAUGUGUGCAUGUGGCCAUGUUUCUAUGUGUGUGCAUACACGUGUGUGCAUGAGUGUGGGCCCCUUUGUGUCUAUGUAGCACUAUGGGUACAUCUCUCGGCAGGAGUGUGUGUAAAUAUGAGUCUGCGUGUGCAAUGAUACAUAUUCAUCUAUGAGGCUGGGUCUACACCCCAUCUCUGUGAGUACCUGUGUAUGUCAGCAUGCAUGUCCAUCUUCAUCAGUGACAUGAAUGUUUGUGGGGUGCUGGCCAAAUAUACCACUUCCAGCCCUAUCCUGUGGUCUCAGGCUGCCUGCCGCCACGUGGAUUUCCACUUUUCAUUCCCUAUGGAUAACAGAGAGCUUACGGAUGACCCUGCUGAAAUGCAAGCACCUGUGCUGGGGGUGUCACAGGACUCCUCCUGGAGCAUUCGAUGGGACAGCUGCGGAGAAGAGGCAGCAUUGUGAUACCAGGAGGCAGGCAGGGAACCAAAGCAAACGCUGCCCAUCUCAGCGCUCUGCCAGGCCUGGGAGAUCAUCAUCACCAACAGCUGGCGGGUGGCUGGGCCAGGGCUGGAGCCAGGCCUCCUGACACUGGACCAGCCCGGCUGCCUUCCUGGCCCAGCCAAGGCCUCUGUCCGAAAUGAGUGGCUCUAGCUUUCCAGAAUACGCUUCCAUUGUGUCUGCAGGGUAUUGUUCCUUAAUUGUCCCAUCUGUGCAGGGUCUCUUGCCCCAACUAGACUGUGAGCUCCUCCUCUGAACCUUCCAACCCUCUCCCCAUCCCCUCCCACCCUCAUGCCCAGCACAAGUGGGCCUAUUAUGGAAAUCACUCAGCGGCUUUGCCCAGUGGAAUGGAUUAUAUAAACCAGUGGUUCCCAGUCCUGGCUGCAGAGUAGAACCACAGAGGGUCCCUUAGAAAGCACCAGUGCUUGGGUACCACCCCAGAGCUCCUGAUUUAACUGGACUAGAGUGCAGCCUGGCACCAGAAAUGUUUAAAAGUGCCUCAGGAGAACCCAAGAGGGGGAACCACUGGCCUGCUGCCUGCCGAUGCUUCCUCUGUGCCCUCGCUGGAGUGGGCGCUGGAGAUCCAGAGAUGAAUAGCCUGGAGUGCUUCCUCCUUGGGGCUUCGUGGCUCCCUAUGCCUACUUCCCUCGGAUGACCUUUGAAUAAAUCUGUCCCCUGCCCUGGCGGCUCCAUGAUGGGGACCCUGUCUCUCCUGUUCACCUCCAUAUCCAUAGAGCCAGAGGCAGAAAAGGUGCUCAGUGUGUGUCCGCUGAGCUGAACUGCACACACGUGGCCCCUGAGUUCCUGGUCUGUUUGGGGAGAGGGGACAUGGUCACAGGGACAAAGAGUGCAAGGUGGGGGAGUGACAGGGAGCACUGCUGGGGAGAGGUCACAGUGGGCCAGGGGCAGCCCUGGUUUGAGGGUGGCUUGACCUACGUUAACAUGGUGUGCCUGAGUGCGACGCCGAGGUCCUUGGUCCUCAUGUGCGGAUGGGUGAGGUUGGUGUGUGUGCCUGUGUGUGCUGGCAGGUCUGCAGGGGGUGUGGGUGUCAGUGCGUGCUAACACUAACAGUGUGUGAUGUGAGCGCUUAGGGGUGUUCCAGUCUGUGUGUGUGUGUGUGUGUGCGUAUCAGGGAGUCUGCAAGGAAUGAGUAUGUCUCUGGGUGACUUGUGUGUCAGUGUUUGUGUGUCUGUGUGUGCCUGUGAGUCAACACCUCUGUAUCAGUGUCGCCUGUGCUGUGUGUGUCUUUCUGUGCCAGUGGGUGUCAGCGUCUGUGCGUUGGUAGGUGGCCCUUGAAGACCCCCAGCCCAGGGGAGACCAGGCUGGCUGGAUCCAGUGCAUCUCCCCAGUGGCAGUCUCGCCCUCUGGGUCAGGGUGGCUGAGGCAUUUUGUGGCCUUAAAAUGGGGAGUCUAACCCUCAGGGUGUUGGGGUUCCUUCAUCCCUGUCCCCUCCAGGCUGGCAUCUGGGGGAGAAAGGGACUCCUAGGGCCAGGUGCCAUACAGUUAGGAGAGGGGCAGUCUCAGCUUGACUGUCCUGCCCCUGGGACCACAGACAGCCACCUGGGGAGCUGAGCUAAGUCUGCAGACCAAGCCCCUCCUCCCGGGAUGCUCCUCCCUCCUUUGCCCUCUCUGGGAGAGCCCUGACACCUUGUUCCCAUGCAGUCUCCUUUCUCCCUGUGCUCCGCGAAAGUCCUGGCUCUGGUUGUCCGUGCUGGGAAGGGCCUCAGAGGUCUGAACCUCUCCAGUGUAAAUGAGGAAGGUGAAGCCCAGAGGAGGAAAGGGACUGGUUGAAGUCGCACAGCCACUUGGGGUGGAGCCAGCCUUGGAAGCCAGGUACUACAGCCGUGGCUGUACUACAGCCCUGUAGUACUUCUGGUCACUGCCCCUGGGGUCUCCUGCCAGGCAGCGACAAGGAGCUUGGUCAGACUGCCCUGUCUCCGGGUGCUGGUACAGAUGUUACUGGGGGCCCUGCACUGGGAGAUGUACCAUCUCCCUGCCUCCAAUUCUGGCCUCUCAUUCCAGGCCACCACCCCUCCCACCCCAGGUCAGGCCUGGAUGACACGUGGAGGCUGCCUCCCUCUGCCCACACUGGCUGUCACUGCUGUCCAGGCUCCAGAUAGAAGGGACUCUAUUUCCCCUCCCCUCCCCUGUCUUCUCACAAGCCUGGGCUGGGAAUGAAGCUCAAUGUGUCUAUGUCCUCAUCCUGUCGACUUCCUAGGACCAGGAGGGCUGGAGGGGGGUGUGCAAAUCCUUGUGUUUUCCUCUCCCUGGACAGCUCCAGGGACGUAGAGGGCAUUUCCAGGUCUGUCCUCAGGAAUGGGGUGGGUGAACCUCCUCUGGAGGGUCCCUGUAGGGCCACUGUUUGAGGUUCUGGGUUCAGGGGAGCCCUCCUUGCUUCCGAAGGCAGGGUAGCACACCCCUCCCUAUUGAGUCAGUGUUCUGUGUUUGUGAGGUUGUGUGUGUGAGGGUGUGUGUGUGUGCUGGGGCAGAAGAACCACUCUUUCCUGGGGCCUCCUUGACCCUUAGAACUGGAAGGGACCUUAGAGACCAUCUAAUCCAGUGCCCCCACUGCACAGGUGAGAAAGCAGAGGUCCAGAGAGAUGGCACUUGCUCACUGCCACCUGCUCUCCCUCAUGUCGCCUGCAUUCAUUUCCUGGGGGCCCUACUGGGAAUGCCCUCCCUCCUGGCACCUCUCUCCCUCCUCCCAGCCGCCCACAUAAUCACCAUCUCAGCCCAGCUCUGCUGCCUCUCUGUCCCAGUGGUCUCCAAGCAUCCUUCCUGCCCCAGGGUGGCCAGCUCACCAAGGCCUUUAUCCCCAACCCAGGAGAAGAGGCAGGGGAAGGAGGGGACUGCUCCAGCCCGAGGCCUCAAAGACUUGGGAGAAAAGCCAAGCCCCCAUGCCCAGGCUCCCCCCCCCAACAAGGUAAAAGCACAACAGGAGACCCUCAUUAACGGGUGAAAGGUAUUGGGGUUGUUUUAGUCACAUGACCCCAUCCUCACCCCUUUGCCUUGCUCUCUGUCUCCACCCCAGCCUCUGUCCCCUUUUUGUCCCUCUUUGACCCCCUAAACCCUCAAAUGUAACCUCUAGUCGCGGACGCGGUUGUUUCAAUCAAUAAAGCUGAAG
This is a messenger RNA of Equus caballus (horse), 8829 nucleotides long. It is a transcript of the gene MDGA1, whose product is annotated as MAM domain containing glycosylphosphatidylinositol anchor 1. Gene Ontology annotation, biological process: homophilic cell-cell adhesion; synapse organization. The record is from RefSeq and is a predicted model, not a curated record. Gene Ontology annotation, molecular function: axon guidance receptor activity; protein binding. Lineage: Eukaryota; Metazoa; Chordata; Mammalia; Perissodactyla; Equidae. Gene Ontology annotation, cellular component: axon; neuronal cell body; plasma membrane.